AUGGCGAAGGUUGAAAGCAGCAUGGCUCGGGUGGUUUUAGAGCCAUACGCGCAGUUCGACCUCACCGCCCACUCACGCGCCAGUUCGAUUCGAUCGCUGGCACUUGCCACACUGCCCCACGCGAUACGGCGCAAUACCACAGUUCUCUAUGUUGGCACUCACUCGGGAACCCUCUUCUCCCUUUCUGCGGACUCCAACGACGGUGACGGCGCCCUGAACGACGCCAUUCUGCGGAAGCUUUCGUUCCUGCGGAGCGUCUCGGUGAGCGACGCUGCCGUGGAGUGCAUUUCGGUGAUCGAGGAGUUCGGGAAGGUUCUGUUGCUCUCCGAUGGGGCUUUGUUCUUAGUGGACUCGGAACUCUCGAAUCGCGCUUCCAAAUUGAGUUUCUCCAAGGGAGUUUCGUUGGUCACGAGGAGAAGGUUCAGGAACGGCGAAUCAGAGGGUUUGGGUUUGAGUUCGGGUUCGGGGUUAGGAUUGUUUCAGAAAUUGAGAAUUAACUCGAUGAAGGAAGGUGAAGUGCAGAGUGACAGUGGUGGUGUUUUUGCAGUUGUUGUUGGGAAGAGGUUGAUUCUUGCGGAGCUUGUUUUGGGGAAUAGGAAUGGGAAAAAUGAGAGGGAUGAUGGUGGUGGUGGCACUCUUGUGGUUUUGAAGGAGAUUCAGUGCGUAGAUGGGGUUGUUAGUGCCAUGGUGUGGCUUAAUGAUUCUAUUGUUGUUGGAACUGUGAAUGGGUAUAGUUUGAUUUCCUCUGUAACUGGGCAGAGCAGUGUGAUCUUCUCGCUACCGGAUGUGUCGCGGCCGCCAAGGUUGAAGCUUUUGCACAAGGAGUGGAGGGUGCUGCUGUUGGUGGACAAUGUGGGGGUUAUUGUCGACGGCCAUGGACAGCCAGUAGGAGGGAGUCUGGUGUUCCGGCAUGGGUUGGACUCGGUGGGAGAGAUUGGUUCUUAUGUGGUUGUGGUGAGUGAUGGGAAGAUUGAGUUGUAUCAUAAGAGGUAUGGUGGCUGUGUUCAGGUUUUGCCGUUUGGUGGGGAAGGAAUUGGGCGAUGUGUUGUCGCCAGCGAGGAAGCUAGGGAUGGGAAGCUUGUUGUUGUUGCCACUGCUACUAAGAUAGUAUACAUUACAAUGUCACCCAGCACUAAGAGGUGUGUGGCUGAUGAACAAAGCAAAGUUGAAGGCUUCAAUAGGGGCAUAUUUGAGCUAGGUCAACAGAACAGAGAGGUAGUGUGCUAUCAGAAAUUACCUUCUGUAGAACAAAUAAAAGACCUUCUGAGGAAGAAGAACUAUAAGGGAGCCAUAUCCUUGGUGGAGGAGCUCGAGUCCGAAGGGGAAAUGCCAAAAGAUUUGCUUUCGUUUGUUCAUGCUCAAGUGGGAUUCCUUUUGCUUUUUGACUUGCAUUUUAAAGAAGCAGUGGACCACUUCUUGCUUUCUGAGACAAUGCAACCUUCUGAAGUAUUCCCAUUUAUAAUGCGUGAUCCAAAUCGAUGGUCCUUGCUGGUUCCUAGGAAUAGGUAUUGGGGUUUGCAUCCUCCACCAGCCCCUCUUGAAGAUGUGAUAGAUGAUGGGUUAAUGACAAUCCAAAGAGCUUCUUUUCUGAGGAAAGCAGGUGUAGAAACAAUAGUAGAUAACGAUCUUUUUCUCAAUCCAGCUAAUAGAGCUGAUUUGUUGAAGUCAGCAAUCAAGAACAUUAGCAGGUAUUUGGAGGCCUGUCGAGAAAAAGAUCUAACAGAAUCAGUCAGGGAGGGAGUUGACACUCUACUAAUGUAUCUCUACAGAGCUCUAAAUUGCGUUGAGGACAUGGAGAGGCUGGCAUCUUCUACAAACUGGUGUGUUGUGGAGGAAUUGGAACAGAUGUUGGAAGAGUCUGGGCACCUACGGACACUUGCCUUCUUAUGUGCAAGUAAAGGAAUGAGCUCAAAAGCUGUGCAUAUUUGGCACAUCCUAGCGAGAAAUUAUUCAUCUGGCCUGUGGAAAGACCCUGGUUUGGAUAGUGGGGAAAGCCUUAUUUCUGGCAGGGCAAUUGCUGCAGCAGAAGCUUCAAAGAUUCUUGAGGAAUCAUCUGACCAAGAGUUGAUUCUACAACAUCUAGGAUGGAUUGCAGAUAUUAGCCAGUUUCUUGCAGUCAAAGUUUUAACUUCAGACAAACGAGAGAUACAUCUUUCUCCUGAUGAAGUUGUUACGACUAUAGAUCCACAGAAGGUAGAAAUUUUACAGAGGUAUCUCCAGUGGUUGAUUGAAGAGCAGGACUGCAGUGAUACACAGUUCCAUACGUUGUAUGCCCUCUCACUUGCCAAAUCAGCAAUUGAAGUCUUUGAAACUGAAAAUAUCUCUGAAAAUCCUGAUAGUGGAAAUAUACAGAGAAGUUUGGCUACGAUGAAGAACUCAAUCUUUCACAUUCCUGUCAGGGAAAGAUUGCAGGUAUUUUUGCAAUCCUCAGACUUGUAUGAUCCAGAAGAGGUUCUGGACUUGAUUGAAGGAUCAGAAUUGUGGCUAGAAAAGGCUAUUCUGUAUCGAAGACUGGGGCAGGAGACUUUAGUCCUCCAAAUUUUGGCUUUGAAACUGGAAGAUAGUGAAGCUGCCGAGCAGUAUUGUGCUGAGAUAGGAAGAGCUGAUGCCUACAUGCAGUUGCUUGAAAUGUAUUUGGAUCCACAAGAUGGUAAGGAUCCCAUGUUUACUGCUGCUGUUCGCCUGCUCCAUAAUCAUGGAGAAUCAUUAGAUCCAUUGCAAGUCUUAGAGAAACUGUCUCCAGAUAUGCCACUUCAACUUGCUUCUGAGACUUUACUAAGAAUGUUCAGGGCCAGAGUUCAUCAUCAUCGUCAAGGACAGAUUGUGCAUAAUUUAUCUCGUGCUGUGGACAUUGAUGCAAGAUCGUCAAGAUUGGAGGAGAGGUCAAGGCAUGUGCAAAUUGAUGAUGAGAGCCUCUGUGAUUCCUGUGAAGCGCGCCUUGGUACGAAGCUAUUUGCUAUGUAUCCUGAUGACACUGUUGUAUGUUACAAGUGUUACCGUCGUCAAGGUGAGUCAGUGUCUGUCUCAGGCCGCAAUUUUAAGGAAGACAUCCUAAUUAAACCGGGUUGGCUCGUGAGUCGUUGA
Molecule: messenger RNA, 3084 nt
Organism: Sphenostylis stenocarpa
Lineage: Eukaryota; Viridiplantae; Streptophyta; Magnoliopsida; Fabales; Fabaceae
Source: the annotation of a GenBank genome assembly